Molecule: messenger RNA, 1688 nt
Organism: Dendrobium catenatum
Lineage: Eukaryota; Viridiplantae; Streptophyta; Magnoliopsida; Asparagales; Orchidaceae
Product: receptor-interacting serine/threonine-protein kinase 4
Exons: 1
Coding region: 36-1247 (403 amino acids)
Biological process (GO): RNA processing
Molecular function (GO): RNA nuclease activity; protein binding; RNA binding
Source: RefSeq, a predicted model, not a curated record
UCUGUUCGCUUUACAGUUCAUUCACCCUUAUUAAGAUGGAUAGGCUUGUGAAGGUGGAGGCGGCUAAGCUGGAGCUCCAUUUCCGGCCAUCGUAUCGCUGCACAGCCACCUUCAAAAUCACCAGCCUCAUCCACACGAUGCCGGUCGCCGUCAAGCUUUCAACCGUCCGUCCAACUUCCUAUUCAUUCUCACCCGACGCCGUCGCCCUCCUCCCGCCUCUCUCCUCCGCUGUAUUCACCCUCGUGCUCCUCCCCACGGCCUCGCCGCCCCUCGUCUCCCCUCCGGACGUCGUCGUCGUCGGAACAGCCCUGGCCCCCGCCCUCCAGCGCGCUAACUCCGCCGCCCUUCGCCACUUCUUCUCCCGCCCUGCUCUCCCCCUCUUCCGCGACGCCUCGCUCCCCAUCCAUCUCAUCGGCCCCCACUCCCUUCGCUCCCUGCUCUUAGGCAGUGGUUCAACCUCCUCCCUCCUUGCAAGCAUCAUCCCCUCCUGCACCCCUCCGGAGCUCUCUGCCGCACUGCUCCUCGCCGCCGGGGAUAGCAGCGGCGGCAACGCAGUUUCGUCCCUUCUCUCCGCCGGUGCAAACCCCAAUUCCCGCCCCGCAGCCGGCGGGAGGUCCGCGAUCUCCCUAGCAGUCUCCGCUGGGUGUGCGGAGGCCGUGGAAGUUCUCGUCAAGGCCGGAGCCACUGAUCGCCCGUUAAACGAGGCGGCGGCCGUGAACCGGACGGAUCUAAUCCUGUUCCUCCUCGCCGAAUCGGAUCUCGGGCUCGACUGGGCUGACAUGGCUGAUGCCGAUGGCCGAACGCCUGUCCACGCAGCAGCGGCAGAAGGCAGCGUCGAUGCCCUCCGCCUCUGCCUCUCCUGCGGCGGCGAUCCAGAGCGAACCGACGCUCGCGGAUGGACCCCACUCCACUAUGCCGCCGCCGGCGGCCACCUCGAGGCCACCUCGCUUUUAAUAAAAUCCUCUGACUUCAACCCGAGGCUCGCUGUGACACGAGGCGUUAAGUGGUGGUUGAGGAGAAAGACGGCGUUUGACAUCGCGGUGAAGAAGGGGCACUCACAUUUGUUCGAUAUUCUCCGGCCUGAGGACGAGCUGAUUCGGGCGGCGCGUUGCGGCAAGGUGGCGGCGGUUUCAGCUUCUCCUCUUAUAGAUGAGGCUGUGUUGGCCGAGGCGUGCUUGGAUCAACCAGUUUGGGAGUCUCAUGGGGAAGCCGCUUCAGCUGCUGCUCUUGUAAAUACUGGGAAUUGAAAGCCGUAGGAGGAGAAGGAUCAAAAACUCAUUUUUCUUCUUUUUUUUUUGCUUUACUUGUACAUUAUCAGAACAGAGGCUUGAUCGCACCCAGGUUGGUUACUCUUCUGUAUCAUGACCAUGAGGUGAGGUGAGGUGAGGUGACUCCAUUAAAAUUGAAAAUUUACUUUUUCAGAGCAAAAAAUCUGCUCAAUUGUUCCUCCCAGUCAUUAUCCAGUUGACUGGUGAUCGUGAUUUCAUUUUCAUUCAAUUUCUAUGAAACUAAAGUCAUUAGAAAUGAAGAGGUUUUGAAGGAAGUUGGUGAAGCAUGGAGUCGAACGUUGAUUAUAACCGCAUCCGGUUUUGUUUGCGAAAGAGCUUUAUGUAAUGGCUGAUUGGUUGUAUUCUUCACUGAGCUCAUAAGUCAAAACAUUUGCGCGCCAACCGCUGCUGAUUUGAUCC